Molecule: messenger RNA, 1558 nt
Organism: Anguilla anguilla (European eel)
Lineage: Eukaryota; Metazoa; Chordata; Actinopteri; Anguilliformes; Anguillidae
Product: coiled-coil domain-containing protein 173-like
Exons: 2
Coding region: 120-1472 (450 amino acids)
Source: RefSeq, a predicted model, not a curated record
AUAGUUCUGAAAUUAUUUUCAGAUCACUGAGGAUCCACAUCUCGAAUCUUUUGCAUUGUGCUAUGCAUUCUUAACAUUGGUCAUCUGUUAAAACCCUGUCUUCCUUGCUGAAGACAAAAAUGACUUCAUUUCAAGGUGGACAGUGUGGGAAAAAUAAUGCCAUCAUGAUUCGGAGCAGAGAAGAGGCCAUGGCCAACCUUGCACAGCAGCAGUUCUUUGACAGUGACCGGGUUAAACAAUUUCACCGCCAAAUCAUGCUGUCAGAGACCCUGAAAGAAAGAGAUCAUCAGGUCAGACAGAAACAGGUGAUAGCUGAUCAUGCUAAAGAAGAAAACAGGAAGUUAAUGGAGCUGCUCAGGUGUAAGGAAAUAGAGGUCAUGGAACAGGAGAGACAGAGAGCAAAGCAACGAGAACUGCAGAGAAAAUCCGUUGCAGAUUUUGUGAAGCAACAGCUGUGGGAGAAAGAGCUUGUUAAAAGACAAAGGAAGGUGGACAAAGAGAGAGAGAUAAAUGAACGGCGGCAGAUUCAAGAGCAAUAUGAAAAGGAGGUUAAGACGGAGAGACAAAAACAGCAUGAACAGAAGACCAACGUUCGGAAAACAUACACAGAGCAGAUCUUGGCCAAGAAAGCCAUGGGAGCUAAAGAAGCGAAACAAAAAGAGAUGGAGGAGAAGCGCCGAAGGCAAAUAAUAAUGGAAAAAGACAACUGGAACGCGAUGGUCAGAGACAUCGAAGCCGACAGGCAGGACGGGCUGCAGAGGCGCAGGGAUAUUGUGGCAGAGAAGCUGGCUUUGAAGAUGCAGGAGGACAUGAAUAAAAAGGAACAGCACGCUGCCAAUGUUCUGGCUACAGCUCUGGCCCAGCAGGAUUCUAAGUGGCUGCAGGCUCUAAAUGAGAAGAACGAAAAAAGGAAGGCCAUGAUGGAUGCCAUCGCAGCGCACAGAGAAAAUAAACGGAAGCAACAUGAGCAGAACACCACAGUGGAGAAACAGAGGGCAUGGUGCACACUCCAGACCUUUAGAGAGGAGGACAGAUUAUACUGGGAAAAUGAACAAAAAUUUGCACAGAGAAAAAGAGAGGAACUUCGCCUGUUGAACGAAGAACGCCAUCAGCAAAUGACUGAAAAAUUUGCCAAUGAAAAACGAAAGAAAGAAGAGCAAUUGGAAUUUGAUGCAAGAAACACUCAGCUAAUCUAUGAAGAGGAUGCACAGUUUCAAGCGUACACUGCAGCGGUUAUCAGUGCUGCUGCAGCAUCGGAGAAGAACACAUACUCACUUUGCAGGGUGGCCAGAAUGGGCAUGGGCUGUGGGGUUGGACCUAUUACUGGAGGACUGAGAGCAAACUACUUGGUUCCUGGUGCCACCUAUGCCAACAUUCCAGAUUAUACCAGAAGCAUCAGCCAAGACGUCACUAGAUUUUCCAGAGCUCAUGAUGAUCUCCAAUCCACAAAAAACAGACUAGGCUUUGCAUGAUGAAGUAUCUAACAGGGACUUCAACUGGAUGCUGAAAAUGGAAGUGGCUUCAAAUGGAUACUGAAGAUUCCUUGAGAAGGAGAAAA